GCCGCCUCUCCCGCAUGCCCAGCGCCUCUCCUGCCGGCGGACCCGCAGCAGGUUUGCUUUCCCUCUCCCCUUGCGAUUCCAGCCCAGCAAUUCCAUCCUCAGGGAGAAAUCCUUCCUGUAUGGAUCAGCCUUCUAGUGAUGGUGAAACUGGGAGAAGACCACUCUAAGCAAACCCAGGAUGAUUCGGGUCCCAGCUGAUGCAGAAAAUGCUCACAGUAGCAGUGUGGAAUCUUGUCCUUCCUUGCGGGAUGUCCACUCCAUCAACCCCACACAGCUGAUGGCAAGGAUUGAGUCGUAUGAAGGCAGGGAGAAGAAAGGCAUCUCAGAUGUCAGAAGGACUUUCUGUUUGUUUGUUACAUUUGAUCUCUUAUUCAUAACCUUACUGUGGAUAAUAGAAUUGAAUGUAAAAGGAGGCAUUGAGACUACCUUAGAGAAAGAAGUUCUACAUUAUGACUACUCUUCUUCAUAUUUUGAUAUAUUUCUACUGGCAGUCUUUCGGUUUAAGGUGUUAAUACUUGCAUAUGCAAUGUGCAGACUGCGCCAUUGGUGGGCAAUAGCUUUUACAACAGCAGUGACCAGUGCCUUUUUAUUAGCAAAAGUAAUUAUUUCACAGCUGUUCUCACAGGGUGCUUUUGGCUAUGUGCUGCCCAUCAUAUCAUUCAUACUUGCCUGGAUUGAAACUUGGUUCCUGGACUUUAAAGUGUUACCACAAGAAGCUGAAGAAGAAAAUAGAUUUUUGAUAGCACAGGAUGCUUCAGAACGAGCAGCUCUUCUUCACCCAGGAGUCCUCUCUGACGGGCAGUUCUAUUCUCCCCCUGAGUCUGUAGCAGGUUCUGAUGAAGACUCUGAAGAAAAACAAGACAGUGAAAAACCAAUUGUAUAGCAAAUAAGAAAAAGCAG
Molecule: messenger RNA, 900 nt
Organism: Zonotrichia albicollis (white-throated sparrow)
Lineage: Eukaryota; Metazoa; Chordata; Aves; Passeriformes; Passerellidae
Gene: STARD3NL
Product: STARD3 N-terminal like
Biological process (GO): cholesterol transport
Cellular component (GO): late endosome membrane; endoplasmic reticulum-endosome membrane contact site; lysosomal membrane
Molecular function (GO): cholesterol binding
Source: RefSeq, a predicted model, not a curated record